This is a messenger RNA of Capsicum annuum, 2906 nucleotides long. RefSeq lists its product as uncharacterized. The coding region runs from base 199 to 1626 and encodes 475 amino acids. Lineage: Eukaryota; Viridiplantae; Streptophyta; Magnoliopsida; Solanales; Solanaceae. The transcript has 5 exons. The record is from RefSeq and is a predicted model, not a curated record.
ACCCAUUACCACCAAACCGAAAACAAUUCAUUUACUAAUUGUACUUUAAAAACAAAAAAAUUAGAGUCUCCUCCUUCUCCAAACAUAACAUCAACAUCGAAGUUAUCACAAAAACCGGUCCAGAGUCCAAAUUUGUCCUAAACCGUAACUCCAUUCUCCUUCUUUCUCCUCCUCCUCCUCCUCCAUCAUCGAACAACAAUGGUAGUCGAAGCUUAUCAGCUAUUUCUUCCAAAACCCCCUUUCUUUUCUCCUUCUUUCCCUUCUCCACCCCCUCACUUUUCUUCUUUCCUUUUCCACCCCUCUUCUUUUUCCCUAGCUCUCUUCCAUUCCGAUUCUUCCAUCUCUCUCUACUCUCCCUUCUCUCUCUCUUCCUUUCCUCCUCCUCUGACCACCCUACCUCCUCCCAUCUCCGCCGCUUCUUUCCUCCUUCUCCGGAACCCUAAUCCCACCACACUCUUUCUCAUAACCUCUCCUGUUUCCGGCGGCGCUUCGGUUCUCCUCCGUUUCUAUAUCCUCAAUUCUGCGAGGAAGUCGUUUGCUCCGGCGAGGGUUGUGUGUAAUCAAAGUGAUUUGGAGUUUGAUGAGAGUAAAUUCGGGAUGGUUUUUAGGGUUUCUCAUGGGGUUUCGGUGAAAUUGGUUGGUGAUGUUAAUGUGUUUGCUUUGUAUUCGAUUUCGAAUGGGAAGGUUUGGGUUUUCGCUGUGAAGCAGUUAGGGGGUGAGGAGGUGAAAUUGAUGAAAUGUGCUGUGAUUGAUUGUUCUCUGCCCGUGUUUUCGAUUAGUGUUUCGUUUGGGUUUCUGAUUUUGGGGGAAGAUAAUGGGGUUAGGGUUUUUCCAUUGAGGCCAUUGGUGAAAGGAAGAGUUAAGAAAGAGAAGGGUGUGAUUACAAAAAGUUUGAAUAGUGAUAAGAUGGAGAUAAAAAGGCUACCUUUACGAAAUGGGAUGAUGAUUCACGGUAUGAAUGGAGUUAAUGCUGAGAUUUGUUCAGCUGAUGGUGGAAAAUUGAUGUGCAUUGAAACAGACCAGAAGUUAACUUCCAAUGUCGUAUUGGACGAAAGGAUUGAGAACCGUGCUGUAUCAGGUGCUGGAACACUUUCUGCAAAGUUAAGGUCUGUGAGACUCAGACAAGAUUCCAGAGAGGGGAUUGCAAACUUCAUGGCAUUCAAAAACAAGGAUGAUAAUUUUGAGUCGAUUAAGAUCCCGGCUAAGUCAGCAAAAGCAAUUGGCAUUCAGGCAUUAUCUUCAACCAAGUUUCUGAUCUUGGACUCUGAAGGAAAUCUUCACCUCUUGUUCCUUGCAACUUCUGUUGGAUCAGGGACUCCUUAUCACAUGAAACAGUUAACUCACAACAUGAAAGUUCGGAAGCUCGCUGUUCUUCCGGAUUCUUCUACAAGGUCACAAACUGUUUGGAUAUCAGAUUCACUACAUACUUUACACAUGAUUGCGGUGACUGACAUGGAUGCAUCUGUCAAUCAAACUGACAGGAAAGACCCUGCAGAGAUGCUUGUACAGACUUCAGUUGCACAAGCAAUAUUUUCCAAUGAAAAGGUCCAAGAAAUUGAAGCUUUGUCUGCAAAUACAGUAUUGCUUCUUGGACAAGGAAGCAUGUUUGCAUAUGCAAUUUCCUAGGGAUGCUGAGUGGUUUUUUCGUGGUCAGUGAGUCCUCCCCUUCAUUAACAUUUUUGUUCUACAUACAUUGGAUUCUCUGACAAGUCAAUUUCUUAUGGGCGUCAACCAGAAUUUUUAUGUAUCGACUGGCCUCAGCAAGAUGUUUUACAUGGGCAUCUUUACUUGUCAAUAUGAAUUUAUUUUGUUUGCUCAUGCGAAGAAAAAAAAUCAUUUUUUUCCUGAAAUGGCAAGAGUAUAUUAUUAAAGAACUACGAGACUAUGUUGCCCAGACUCUUCAAAAAAGGUCAAUGUGUGUGUGUCGGAUUCUCCAAAAGUAGUGUCGGCAUCGAAAGUGAAGCUUAGCUUCCAGCAUAAAGGCUGUGCUGGAGGGAUAUUUACAGAUCAAUAGUAAAACAAAAGAAAUCCUUGAUCUUCUAACAAGGAUUCAAGGAUAUCUAAUAAAGCCCUCUACAUCCUCCAAAAGUUCUUCUUUACACCAAAAAUCUUUAUUUUCUAUAUAAGGCUGCGUUGUCCUUCAAAAUACCUCGGCUUCCUUUCUCUCCAUACAGUUCACCAUGCAAAAUGCUGUGAGUGAACUCCAACGCCUCUUCUGCUUCACUGUUCCUCGUUGUUCUAGCACUCUAGAAGAUCUCCCCAGUAUACUUUGACAUAGCUCAUUUAAUUCCUUUUCAUACUGGAAUAAUUGCCACAUCAGUGACUUCACAGUGAAUGAAAAGGCGAUUGAUGAUCUCAGAUUCCUUCUCACAUUAAAAGCAUCUAGAGUAUAACUGUUAACCCUUCCUCUUCAGAUUUUUUCGUAUCGGUCAGACAUUUCUAACAACCAACCAUACAAACAGGCUACCUUGUAUGAUUUUUUAACCUUCCACAUAUGUUUUCAGGGCCAUAUCCAUUCUUCAUUUGCAGUUGUACCCUGAAACUGCUCUGAAACCUUAAAAAGCUGAGCAAUCCUGUUACUUUCCAGUCAUUGAGUAGUUUUCUGAAGUUUAAGUUCCAUCCCUGCUGUCCCAAACCUCAUGGAUAGUUGCAUCAGGUGUCUAGAAUAAACUAAAUAGGUCAGAAUGUUGCUCCUUUAAUGUUUGUGUACAAUCCAUUUGUCACUCCAGAAAGACAUUUUCGUUCCACCCCAACCUUGUAGUUUGUAGUAGCAGCCUAAGUUGCACGGACUAUUCACAUUUGUUGCUGCACGCGUGUCGGAUUCUCCAAAAAUACACUACUUUUGGGGAAUCCGACACGCAUUUGACAUUUUGAAGAGUCCGAGCAACAUAGUACUAGCAGCAAAA